Molecule: messenger RNA, 726 nt
Organism: Chrysoperla carnea
Lineage: Eukaryota; Metazoa; Arthropoda; Insecta; Neuroptera; Chrysopidae
Gene: lin-28
Product: protein lin-28 homolog
Exons: 4
Coding region: 1-684 (227 amino acids)
Molecular function (GO): zinc ion binding; nucleic acid binding
Source: RefSeq, a predicted model, not a curated record
AUGUCAUUACCAAUAUUUCAGUAUUUUCCACUAGAAUCUACUAAAACGCGUUUAAAUGUUGGAGCGUCAACGGCUGAAAGUACAACACAAUCAGCAACAACACCCCCGUCCGCAACAUCAAUACCGCCUGAAGAGAUAACAGGUCUUCGACGUGGGAAAUGUAAAUGGUUCAAUGUGGCCAAAGGUUGGGGCUUUAUUACACCUGACGAUAAUGGUCAAGACGUGUUUGUACAUCAAAGUGUGAUCCAAAUGACUGGUUUCCGUUCAUUGGGUGAUGAUGAACAAGUUGAAUUUGAAUGUCGGAUAUCAGAUAAAGGUUUGGAAGCAACAAAGGUAACUGGUCCAAACUCUGCUGAUUGUCAUGGAUCACAUCGCAGACCUGUUAGCCGUAGACGAUUUAGAAAAAUUAGGUGUUACAAUUGUGGUGAAUUUGCUAAUCAUAUCGCUGCAAAAUGUGCUCUUGGUCCACAACCAAAACGUUGCCAUGCAUGUAAAAGUGAAGAUCAUCUGAUUGCUGACUGUCCGAAAAGACCUGCCGGUGAAAUACGUUCCAAAUCAGGUUUGACUGGUGACAGCGGUAGUUCUUUUAGUGACUCGUCUCCAGAAGGUAUGCCGGCAACAAGUAGUGAAGACGCGAGCGCUGUCACUGCGGCAAUAACAGAACUAAAAUUAACACAUCAAUAAAGUUCAAGUCUUGACUAAAUUUAUUUUAACUACUAUUUUCGA